CACAAACGAAGCCGAAGAAAACGUUAGCGUCAUUUCCUGGUUGCUGUGCGACAAGCAACUGUAAAACUCGAAGCUCUGAACGCGGUCCUCUGUCAUAUAAAUCUGCGAGUGGUCUCUGCGUGAGGCGAGCGGCUUUUCCCGGUGAGUGAGAGAUUGAGCGUGAGGUCCGGAGCGCGCACAAUGAAUAAAAAGGGCUCUGAGAAAACACGCCAUGUGGUAGCCUGGCUUAACAAAGCGGAGUGGGAUCAGGUUCGGGACUACCUUUACUCGAUGGACUCCUCUCUGCAGAGGUUUGCGUUAGAGAGGAUAUCGGCUUGGAGGGCCAGGUGCGCUGAUAGUUUUCCCGUGGCCGUGGACUGCACAGCAGACCUCGUGCGCUGCCAGGUGCGGGACCGGUCCGGACAGCUUACCGGAGAUGACUUGACCCUGAUGUACGGGACGGCCCUGGUAAGAUUUGUUAAUCUUAUCACGGAUCGCCAGCAGGGGAGAAAGGCCCAGCCGCUGAGGCAACUGGCUGGAAACUUGAACAUCCCCGAGUGGGUGGUGGAUCUGAGGCACGAAAUCAUGCGUGGGACUCUUCCUUCUUUGAAAUGGUGCCGAAAGGGAUGUAAGGUGGCCCUGGAGUGGCUCCAGCAGGAGUUUUGGUCCAGACAGCUGGGAGGAGGCCCCGAUGAGCAGCUCGUUGCCAGGCAGAAAGAAGUGGAUGCCUGCAGAAACGCUCGGGAGCUGCUGAUCUCUUUUCAGAAGGACCAGUACCAAGCUUUUGAUGAUGGGUCUCCUGAAGACAAGGGGAAGAGCUUGUGGCAGGCCCCCUUAGCAGACAUGAGUUCGUUGCUGGGUGAGAUCAAGCAGUUUGCACUGGGGUCCAGGGAGCUGUUGAUUGAUGUGCUGCUGGAAGACGGUUUUCUUGUUCCUACCAUGGAGCAGCUGGAAGCAUUAGGCUGUGCAACAUCUGACAGUGCCAGUCCCACUGAGCCCAGAGUCCCACAAACCUUCCUGCGCUUUUGGCUGCCCCUGCUAAAGAUGCUUAACUCUUCGUCUUUCAUUCACCUCUUCCUGGAGAAGCUCUUUGUGGAACUGAAGCUGCUCAGCAAAGAGCCCAACGGUCACAGGUGUUUCUAUAUUUCUGCAUGGAUUUCAGAAGUCUUCCUCUGCAACAACAACAAAUUUGAAUAUCAUUUUGAGACAAGGUUGCAGAAGAAAGCCAGAAUGAAGGACAGGAUUUUCAUCGACCGCAUCAAGCUGAGGUGGCAGCAGCUUCUCUCUGCAUGUCUGGAUGCCCCCUGCAUCAGCACACCUCACCUGAUCCAGCUAGUCCUGGAUGACAUGGAGCAUCCCCCUCAGGAAACCAGAGAGAAGCUGUUCCAGCUCUGCUCCAUCUACACACAGACAGAGCGCUCAGAGGCCAGCACACCUCUGCAGCAGCAGCAGCCCAUAUAUACUGUGAGUAUGCUGCUGGACCAGAUGCAACACUCCUCACCGAUGGACUCGGAGAGAAGUGAGGAGCGCAAAUGGGCAGACGUGCAGGCUGAAAGAGCACUUGCCCUCAGAGGUUCUCCGUGGCAGGUGUGCACUGAUAAUGUCACAUGGGAGAACUAUGCCCUUGGUAAAGUUCCUGGACAGUCGGACGACCCGUCGUGCCUCAUGGUGGACAAUUAUUCGAUAAUGACUGUGUUUGACCAGCCAGUGGAGCUGGAGAGCAGCGCGACACGUAGCAGCAUCCCCGGGGCCUCGGCUCCAGCCCGGCCAGCUGAGGGCCUCCUCUGGAGCAACAGCGAGCUCAACUAACUGAAAUGUGGACUGAAGCUUUUUUAAGUUACUUGUGUUGUUUUUGUUACUUGUGUUAUUUUUUGUUUUAUGUUAAGCACAAGAUUGUUGUUGUUGUUGUCAUUCCAGCCUCCGCUGACUCUUGUUGUGCUAGAAGCAGUUUUGAA
Maylandia zebra (zebra mbuna) is the source of this 1934-nucleotide messenger RNA. RefSeq names its product ribosomal biogenesis protein LAS1L-like. Gene Ontology annotation, biological process: maturation of LSU-rRNA; maturation of 5.8S rRNA. Gene Ontology annotation, molecular function: endonuclease activity. The record is from RefSeq and is a predicted model, not a curated record. NCBI's taxonomy places the organism in Eukaryota, Metazoa, Chordata, Actinopteri, Cichliformes, Cichlidae. Gene Ontology annotation, cellular component: preribosome, large subunit precursor; Las1 complex.